CUCUCUCUUUCACCCAUUUUUGGUCGUUAUCGCUUUUCCCCUCCCCUUUUUUUUCCCGUCACCUGUUCGCAUAUCAAUUAAUCAGCCCUGAGUAAAUUGUACACCCACAUCUCAUCUUUACCUCUUUUUUUUUCUCAUUUAUAUCCACACCGUUCCAUGUACCCACAGCUUCUAUCGCGGAGACCAUGGUCUCGUCAAACGAUACAACAUCAAUCAUCGUCAUCAACAUCUCAACAGCAAAGCUACACUUUACUCAAACUGAAACGAUAUGCACAAAGUUAUUAUUGUUUUCAUCAUUACAACCAUUGCCUCAAUAGCAAAUAUUCAUCAAUAUCAAAACCACCCCCUUCCGUUUCAAUCCUCACUCUCCUGUUUCUUUUUGUAUCAAGUAUUCUCUCAACUGUUCAUGCAAGCAUAACCUGUGCACUCCCUGCCGGAUCAUCCUACAAAGCUGGAGAUUACAUUAUCCUGGAUUGGGGCUCAGAUGGAACAAAGCCUGCUGUGUCCGAUAUCACAGCCAUUAAUGGCACUCUCUAUUGUAAUGGAAACAAUCUCAAGAUCGCAGAGGUUUCGAUCCCGAAUCUAAUAGGCCCCUAUAACUGGACAGUACCUAGUGUAGGCAAUGCUACAACCGUCGGUGGGGAGAUGGGCACAUGCCCACAGAAUGCCUUCCAUAUGGAGUAUUCGGGUGAAGCUUAUGGAGUCCUGAGCAUUGUUAAACUCCCCUGGGGUCCUGUUCGAUGUGGUACCAUUACGAUUUUACCGGCCCCCAAUGGCACGCUAACAACGACCACGACCAUGUCUUCCACCGCCACCACAUCCUCAGCCGCUUCUACCUCAACUGAAUCUCCCAAUACUUCUGCAGGAGGAGGAGGAAGUGGCCUUUCGAUGACAGUCAUCGUAAUCAUUGCGGUGGUGGUAACAAUUAUUUUAACCUUGUCCGUGGUAGGAUUGAUCGUCUGUAUACGUAGACAUCGACGCCAACGUAGUCUGGAUGAUGCGCUCAAACCUUGGACUUCAGGCAACUCUAACCAAUUUUCCAAAGUCUCAUCCAUGGACGACGGGCCGCGUUCACCCGGUAUUGGCAUGGGUGAUACUGGAUCAGGACACGACGGUAUUGGAAUGAGCUCAAUUGCCGGAGCAGGAGCAGGAACAGGGGUAGGCAUAGGAGCAGGAAGGAUGUCUUCGACCUUGGGCUUUGAAUCUCAACCAAUGCUUCCUCAACCUAGUCGAGGGGGCUCUUACUAUCCUGAUGAUGGUGACUAUGGUCACUAUGGUAUUCAUCACCAACAACAACAGGAACUACUUCAGCAUAAUUAUCAUCCUCCUCCUCAACAACAACAGCAGCAACGACAAGGAUACGAUGGAUACAAUAAUGAGGAAGAAAACUACUACAACCCAUAUUAUGCGAGUGGCAUAGGAGGAUUCGGAGCUGGUGCUGCAACGUUUAUGAACCAAAGUAGCCCAUCGUUUUAUAAUAUGAACAAUAACUCUGGCAACGGUACACAGCACUAUAACUUGCAGCAACAUCAAGCACAUCUGUCUGGAUACUUUCCUCCUCCUCCUCCUCUUUCAGGGCCACCUGUUUCUUCAAGAAUGUCUGGUACAUCUGCUGAGGUAUCUGCGACGCCACCUGGAGUACCUGGACUAUCAGGAGCAUCAGAAGCGUCAGGGGCAUCAGGAACAUCGGAAGUCACGAGUAGUGAAACCGCUGUCCCUACAACCUCAAUUCUAACCUCUUUACCAACAAACUCAUCAAUCACAUCAUCGCCCAAACGUGCUCCACAAUCGAUGGUGAUGCAGGGAAUGGAACGGAAAGAAGCAAAAGAAGAAGCACAAGAUGAUAGUAUCAAAGUCCCCAUCAGUCCAACAGGCAAAGAAAAAGUAGAGAUUACACUCAUGUAGGACAGAAUAUUGAUGUGAAUCAUCUUUUAAUUUAAAACUAAUUAAUUAAAAUAAAAUAAAAUAAAAUAGAC
Molecule: messenger RNA, 1976 nt
Organism: Lobosporangium transversale
Lineage: Eukaryota; Fungi; Mortierellomycota; Mortierellomycetes; Mortierellales; Mortierellaceae
Exons: 2
Coding region: 157-1905 (582 amino acids)
Source: RefSeq, a predicted model, not a curated record